Messenger RNA from Condylura cristata (star-nosed mole), 1329 nucleotides. It is a transcript of the gene AQP8, whose product is annotated as aquaporin 8. NCBI's taxonomy places the organism in Eukaryota, Metazoa, Chordata, Mammalia, Eulipotyphla, Talpidae. The record is from RefSeq and is a predicted model, not a curated record. The coding region runs from base 96 to 890 and encodes 264 amino acids. Gene Ontology annotation, biological process: transmembrane transport; water transport. The transcript has 6 exons. Gene Ontology annotation, molecular function: water channel activity. Gene Ontology annotation, cellular component: plasma membrane.
GCGCCCUUUAAAAGCCUUGGCCAGAGAUAAGCGCGUGGGGGUAGCAGGUGUGGGUUCCCGGCCAGUGCAGGCAGAGCCGCGCCUGCACCUCAGCCAUGAUGUCCAGCCAGGCAGAUAUCUCUGUGUGCACCCUGGAGUGCAGUAGUAGCAAAGGGAAGGAGCCCAGCGUGGGGCGCUGGUGGCGUGGGGCCUGGUACGAGCGCUUCGUGCAGCCCUGUCUGGUGGAACUUCUGGGCUCUGCCCUCUUCAUCUUCAUCGGCUGCCUGUCGGUCAUUGAGAAUGGACAGGACACAGGGCGGCUGCAGCCGGCGCUGGCCCACGGGCUGGCCUUGGGCCUUCUCAUCGCUACGCUGGGGAACAUCAGUGGUGGACACUUUAACCCUGCAGUGUCCCUGGCGGCCACGCUGAUCGGAGGGCUCAACCUGGUGCUGCUUCUCCCGUACUGUAUCUCCCAGAUGUGUGGGGGGAUGAUUGGGGCUGCCUUGGCCAAGGCGGUGAGUACUGAAGAGAGGUUCUGGAAUGCAACUGGAGCAGCCUUUGUGACAGUCCAGGAGCCCUGGCAGGUGGGGGGCGCCGUGGUGGCAGAGAUGAUCAUGACCACCAUCCUGGCGCUGACUGUAUGCAUGGGCGCCAUCAACGAGAGGACGCAGGGACCACUGGCCCCAUUCUCCAUUGGCUUUUCCGUUACAGCAGACAUACUGGCAGGAGGUGCUGUGUCUGGUGCCUGCAUGAAUCCUGCCCGGGCCUUUGGACCUGCAGUGGUGGCCAACUACUGGACCUACCAAUGGAUCUACUGGGUGGGCCCACUCCUGGCCAGCUUGCUUGUGGGGCUGCUCAUCAGGUUCUUCAUUGGAGAUGCGAAAACCCGCCUGAUCCUAAAGGGGCGUUGAGGCUCAGGUGGACUUCCGCCUGCCAGGUGCCCCUGUGGACACCCCUGGACUGUAGACAGGGCAGCUUCUGUGCCCCGGCCAGAGCAGAGGUCAGAGAGACUGGCAUGCUCCUGCUGAUCUGGGCCUGGCUUCUCAGAGAGAGAGACUCCUACUAAGUCCUGUGGAUGCUCGCCAGCCCCCUCAGCCUGUGGGCGUGUUGUCAACACUACCCAGAGGGAGGCAGAAACAGCACAACUGAAGAAAUCCCCUGACAGGGAAGCUCGUAGGAGCAGAAGAGCAGUUGGAAGAGGGGCUGUAUGUGCACAUCACUUGAGUCUUCCCGACUUUUUCUCUUUCUCUGGUUCCCUGAGCCCUUUGUUACAGAAGGGCCCUCUGCUAUCUAUUUCUUUAGCCUUCUGCUAUUUCUUUACCUCUUGAGCUAUUAGGGCAGCUUUGUAAU